Molecule: messenger RNA, 1680 nt
Organism: Papaver somniferum (opium poppy)
Lineage: Eukaryota; Viridiplantae; Streptophyta; Magnoliopsida; Ranunculales; Papaveraceae
Product: carboxyl-terminal-processing peptidase 2, chloroplastic-like
Exons: 14
Coding region: 52-1602 (516 amino acids)
Biological process (GO): proteolysis
Molecular function (GO): endopeptidase activity; serine-type peptidase activity; protein binding
Source: RefSeq, a predicted model, not a curated record
AAACACAAAAACUUUCGUGAGGUCUUGGUUGUUCGGCAAUUCCAUGGAAGUAUGGAUGUAGUUUCUUACUCAUCUGCAGCUGCUCCUCUUUCUCUCGUGCUUUCAUCCUCCAUAAGAAACCCUAACGGAAUCCUGAAUUUCACCAAUCCUUCGUUUCAGUUUCAGCCAUUGAAGAAGAAUUCAUAUCGAUUUCGUUUAGUUCUGGUUAGUUGUGUCAAACCUCAGAAAUUAGGUUUAUAUUCUGCCAAUGUUAAAAAAGUGCUAAAUUGGAAGGGGAAACUUAAGCAACAUUUCCCCUUCGGCCUUGUUCGAUUUGUUGUUGGAGUUGUAUUGGUUAUGUCAGUAUCCAUUGCUGUUAGCAGAACUCCUUCCUCGGCACUCACGGAAGAGAACCUCCUUUUCUUGGAAGCGUGGAGAACAAUUGAUCGUGCAUAUGUUGAUAAAAAGUUUAAUGGGCAAAGUUGGUUUAGGUAUAGAGAGGAUGCCUUGCGGAAAGAACCAAUGAAAAAUCGAGAAGAGACAUAUACGGCUAUAAGGAAAAUGCUUGCCACACUAAAUGAUCCAUUCACCCGCUUUCUGGAGCCAGAAAAGUUCAAGAGUUUGAGGUCCGGCACUCAAGGUGCCCUUACAGGUGUAGGGCUUUCCAUUGGUUAUCCUAUAGGGUUUGAUGGAUCACCUGCAGGGCUUGUUGUUAUUUCAUCUACCCCAGGAGCACCAGCUUAUAGGUCUGGCAUUAGGUCUGGAGAUGUUAUUUUGGCAAUUGACGGUACAAGUACUGAAACAAUGGGAAUUUAUGAUGCAGCUGAACGAUUACAGGGUCCUGAAGGAAGUUCAGUGGAAUUGACCAUUCUCAGCGGACCUGAAACAAAACAGAUGGCCCUGAAGAGAGAGAGGGUCUCGCUGAACCCUGUGACCUCUAGACUAUGUGAAGUCGCUGCUGUGGGAAAGGACACAUCCCGAAUUGGUUACAUCAAACUAACAACUUUCAACCAAAAUGCUUCUAGAGCUGUUAAGGAAGCAAUUAAAACUCUACGUAGUAACAAUGUCAAUGCUUUUGUGUUGGACCUUCGAGAUAACAGUGGUGGCCUUUUCCCAGAAGGAAUUGAGAUAGCUAAGAUCUGGUUGGAUAAGGGUGUUAUCGUGUAUAUAUGUGAUAGUCAAGGAGUUCGAGAUAUUUAUGAGGCAGAUGGAAACAAUGCGAUAGCAACAUCAGAGCCUUUAGCUGUGCUGGUAAACAAAGGAACUGCCAGCGCUAGUGAGAUACUAGCUGGCGCUUUGAAAGAUAACAAGCGAGCAGUUGUGUUUGGAGAACCGACAUAUGGGAAAGGGAAAAUACAGUCGGUUUUUGAGCUAUCUGAUGGUUCUGGAAUGGCAGUAACUGUGGCUCGAUAUGAGACUCCUGCACACACGGAUAUUGACAAGGUGGGUGUGAUACCGGACCAUCCGCUACCCACAUCAUUUCCAAAGAAAGAAGAUGAUUUUUGUAGCUGCCUUAAAGACUCAGCAUCUGCUUGUUACCUAAACAAGGUCAAGCUGUUUUCAAGUCUGGGUCAAAUAAACUACGGACUGGCGCCUAUUAUCCUCCCUUGCAUUUACGGUUAAAUGAACUGGUUAUAAAGAGAAAGAAUAGCCGAAAAUAUGCAAAAGAAAAUCACGCCAGACCCAAACCAAAUUCCUAAC